AUGAAUAUGCCAUUUCUGGAGUUCCACUCGGCUGGCUCGAUCACCCACUCGCUUUGCUUCAUAUCUGCGGUUUUCUUGAAGCAGCAUCUUACAGGUCUUGUAUUCGACUCAGGCUUUAGUGGAGAAGAGACGGCUGUAGCAAACACAAUGGUUGAUGAUACUGCAACAGAGGAGAAGAUGACGAUCAUGGAACACGAAGAUGUAUUGCUUGUUGCCGUUGGGCUCUUUUGUAUGCGUAAAUUGUGA
Molecule: messenger RNA, 246 nt
Organism: Microthlaspi erraticum
Lineage: Eukaryota; Viridiplantae; Streptophyta; Magnoliopsida; Brassicales; Brassicaceae
Source: the annotation of a GenBank genome assembly